This is a messenger RNA of Ilex paraguariensis (yerba mate), 1810 nucleotides long. NCBI's taxonomy places the organism in Eukaryota, Viridiplantae, Streptophyta, Magnoliopsida, Aquifoliales, Aquifoliaceae. The record is from the annotation of a GenBank genome assembly.
CUCUUCCACACACUCGCCCUCUUCUUCUUCGUCUUCUCGCCGGAAACCCAACCCCUUCCCGGCGAGCUCACUCAAGUCACUAAAAGCCUAUCUUCUCUCAUAUCCAAAACCCAAAUUCUCUCUCUAACAAUGACAUCGAUUCCGUUUCUCUCUCUCAAGCCACCCCUCAUACCCCACCCAAGCACCUCCAAACCAAUUCUCUUCCUCUCCAAUUCAACUUCCACUUCAUACCCAAACUUCAAGUCUCUUUCUUUUAGUCUCAAGAGGCCUAUUUUCGCUCCAAAUGCCAAACGUUCGAAGAGUUCUAAUGGCGGGUCAUUAUCGUCGCUGAUGUGCUCAACUUCGUCGCCGUUUAUUGGUAAAGUGGGAUUGCACAGAAGAGAAGGUAACUUUACGUUCUUGUCCUUUGGCGUAAACCCUAAUGGCGUAUCGCAAGAAGUCACUGUGAAGACUGAUUCCUCGCAAAUUUUGUCGGCAAUGCUUCCGUUUGUUGUCGCUCUUACUGCAAUUGCCGCUCUUUCUCAGCCUUCAACCUUCACUUGGGUGUCCAAGGAACUGUAUGCUCCUGCUCUGGGAGGAAUCAUGUUGUCGAUCGGAAUUAGACUGUCAAUUGAUGAUUUUGCUCUUGCUUUUAAAAGACCUUUACCACUGUCUGUUGGGUUUAUUGGGCAAUACGUGCUUAAGCCAGUACUUGGGGUGCUAGUGGCACAGGCAUUCGGGAUGUCUCCGAUGUUCUACGCUGGCUUUGUCCUCAUGUCUUGUGUUGCAGGUGCUCAGCUAUCUAGCUAUGCCAGCUUCUUGAGCAAAGGAGAUGUGGCCUUGAGCAUUCUCUUGACCAGCUCGACCACCAUUGCAUCGGUCCUCAUGACUCCCCUCUUAACUGGCCUUCUCAUUGGCUCUGUUGUUCCAGUUGAUGCAGUUGCCAUGUCAAAGUCUAUUUUGCAGGUGGUUCUUGUUCCAAUCACGCUUGGCCUAGUACUCAAUACUUAUGCAAAACCAGUUGUAGCUUUUCUUCAACCUGUGAUGCCAUUCGUAGCAAUGAUUUGUACUUCAUUGUGCAUCGGAAGCCCUCUUGCAAUUAAUCGGAGCCAAAUUCUUUCCACAGAGGGUCUGAGAUUGGUUGGGCCUGUAUUGACAUUUCAUGCAGUUGCAUUCACCUUGGGUUAUUGGAUCUCCAAACUGCCAGUUCUGAGGCAAGAAGAAGAAGUGUGUAGGACAAUUUCAUUGUGCACAGGAAUGCAAAGUUCCACUCUGGCAGGGCUUCUGGCAACCCAAUUCCUUGGAAUCAGCCAGGCGGUUCCCCCAGCAUGCUCGGUUGUUGCCAUGGCCAUCAUGGGCUUAUGUUUAGCCUCUUUCUGGGGCGGUGGAUAUCGAAUCAGGGACCUUCCAUCUCUUCUAAUGCAGCAAACUGGCUCGACAGUGGGAGCUUAACGAAGCAGCAUUAAUUGCGUCUUUGGGGACAGCGACUUGGCUUACUUAACAUAUACCAGUGUAGUGCAAUAGUUACAGGUGCACAAAAGUAUAGUUUAUAUACAAUAGAAGAGUAAGAUCAUAUAUUCAUGAACCAGGUCCAAGAGGGUACAUAUAGAAGGUCGCAGGAGAUGAAAAUGCAAAGGGGGAACAUUGGUCCGUCUUUUGGAAUGGUUACUUGUACAGUUCCUCGAGUAUUUUGUAUCAGCUGCGCCUGUUAAACACGAAUGUAAAGUACUGAAAUAUAGGAGGUGGUAUUUUUUUUUUUUUUUUGUGACCGAAGUGUUUGUACUUACCUAGGAAGUACAGAUACGGAUACGUGACAUAAGUACGAUACGAU